Molecule: messenger RNA, 7632 nt
Organism: Jaculus jaculus (lesser Egyptian jerboa)
Lineage: Eukaryota; Metazoa; Chordata; Mammalia; Rodentia; Dipodidae
Gene: Abl2
Product: ABL proto-oncogene 2, non-receptor tyrosine kinase
Exons: 13
Coding region: 48-3557 (1169 amino acids)
Biological process (GO): regulation of apoptotic process; protein phosphorylation
Molecular function (GO): protein binding; ATP binding; non-membrane spanning protein tyrosine kinase activity
Source: RefSeq, a predicted model, not a curated record
CCCGGCGGGGCGCACGGCGGACACCGGCUUCAAUAUCUUCACCCAGCAUGUAUCUUAUCCAGGACAUAAGAUUUUCAGAGAAGGAGGAAGUCAUGAAGAAUGCAAUAGGAAGAGAUUUUGAAGGAUGGACAGGAUUUGGACCUAUGGGGCAGGAAAAAGAAAGCCGACUGGAUCACUUUGCCAGCUGUGUGGAGGAUGGAUUUGAGGGAGACAAGACUGGAGGCCAUAGUCCAGAAGUUUUGCACCGCCCCUACGGGUGUGAUAUGGAAUCCCAGGCACUGAAUGAAGCCAUCAGAUGGAGCUCCAAGGAAAACUUGCUUGGAGCCACAGAGAGUGACCCUAAUCUCUUUGUUGCACUUUAUGACUUCGUAGCAAGUGGUGAUAACACACUCAGUAUCACUAAAGGUGAAAAGCUAAGAGUCCUUGGUUACAACCAGAAUGGCGAGUGGAGUGAAGUUCGCUCUAAGAAUGGACAGGGUUGGGUGCCAAGCAACUACAUUACUCCAGUGAACAGCCUAGAAAAACAUUCCUGGUACCAUGGACCUGUGUCCCGCAGUGCAGCUGAGUAUCUACUCAGCAGCCUCAUCAAUGGUAGUUUCCUGGUGCGAGAAAGUGAGAGCAGUCCUGGGCAGCUCUCCAUCUCGCUCAGGUAUGAGGGGCGUGUGUACCACUACAGGAUCAACACCACCACAGACAGCAAGGUGUAUGUGACUGCUGAGAGCCGCUUCAGCACCUUGGCAGAGCUUGUUCACCAUCACUCCACAGUGGCCGAUGGGCUGGUAACAACAUUACACUACCCAGCACCCAAGUGUAAUAAACCAACUGUCUAUGGUGUGUCCCCCAUCCAUGACAAAUGGGAAAUGGAAAGAACAGACAUUACCAUGAAGCACAAACUUGGGGGCGGUCAGUAUGGAGAGGUUUAUGUUGGUGUCUGGAAGAAAUACAGCCUUACAGUUGCUGUGAAAACAUUGAAGGAAGAUACCAUGGAGGUGGAGGAGUUCCUAAAAGAGGCUGCAGUGAUGAAGGAAAUCAAGCAUCCUAACCUGGUACAACUAUUAGGUGUAUGUACUUUGGAGCCACCGUUUUACAUUGUGACUGAAUACAUGCCAUAUGGGAAUCUGCUUGAUUAUCUCCGAGAAUGCAACCGAGAAGAGGUGACUGCAGUUGUACUGCUUUACAUGGCCACUCAAAUUUCUUCUGCAAUGGAGUAUUUGGAGAAGAAGAAUUUCAUCCAUAGAGAUCUUGCAGCACGUAACUGUCUAGUAGGGGAAAACCAUGUGGUAAAAGUGGCUGACUUUGGCUUAAGUAGACUGAUGACUGGAGAUACCUAUACUGCUCAUGCUGGAGCCAAAUUUCCUAUUAAAUGGACAGCACCAGAGAGUCUAGCAUACAAUACUUUCUCAAUUAAAUCAGAUGUCUGGGCUUUUGGAGUACUAUUGUGGGAAAUUGCUACAUAUGGAAUGUCACCAUACCCAGGUAUUGACCUGUCUCAAGUCUAUGAUCUCCUGGAAAAAGGGUAUCGAAUGGAGCAGCCUGAGGGAUGCCCCCCUAAAGUGUAUGAACUUAUGAGAGCAUGCUGGAAGUGGAGUCCUGCUGACAGGCCCUCUUUUGCUGAAACACAUCAAGCUUUUGAAACUAUGUUCCAUGAUUCUAGCAUUUCUGAAGAGGUAGCUGAAGAGCUUGGGAGAGCUGCCUCCUCCUCAUCUGUUGUUCCCUACCUGCCUCGAUUGCCUUUACUUCCUUCCAAGACCCGGACACUGAAGAAGCAGGCUGAGAACAAGGAGAACAUUGAAGGGCCACAAGAUGCCACAGAAAAUCCAGCUUCCAAUUCAGCACCAGGGUUCAUUAGAAGUACACAGGCCUCUAGCGGGUCCCCAGCACUGCCUCGAAAGCAAAGAGACAAGUCACCUAGCAGCCUCUUGGAAGAUGCCAAAGAGACAUGCUUCACCAGGGAUAGGAAGGGUGGCUUCUUUAGCUCCUUCAUGAAGAAGAGAAAUGCUCCCACACCUCCCAAACGCAGCAGCUCCUUUCGAGAAAUGGAGAAUCAGCCCCACAAGAAAUACGAACUCACGGGUAACUUCUCAUCUGUUGCUUCUCUCCAGCAUGCUGAUGGGUUCUCUUUUGCUCCUGGCCAACAAGAGGCGAAUCUGGCGCCACCCAAGUGCUAUGGGGGGAGUUUUGCACAGAGGAACCUGUGUAAUGACGACGGUGGUGGGGGUGGGGGCAGUGGCACUGCUGGGAGUGGGUGGUCUGGGAUCACAGGCUUCUUUACGCCUCGUUUAAUCAAAAAGACACUGGGAUUACGAGCAGGUAAACCCACAACCAGUGAUGACACUUCCAAGCCUUUUCCAAGGUCAAACUCUACAUCUUCCAUGUCCUCAGGGCUUCCAGAGCAGGAUAGGAUGGCAAUGACCCUUCCCAGGAACUGCCAGAGGUCCAAACUUCAGCUGGAAAGGACAGUGUCCACCUCUUCUCAGCCAGAAGAGAAUGUGGACAGGGCCAAUGAAAUGCUUCCAAAAAAGUCAGAGGAAGGUGCUGCUCCAACUAGGGAGAGACCAAAAGCCAAACUAUUGCCCAGAGGAGCCACAGCUCUUCCCUUGAGAGUCCCUUCUGGGGAUCCAGCCAUUACGGAAAAUGACUCUGUAGUGGUGGGGAUAGCUGGAGUGGUAGCAGCUGUCCCCAAAGGUAAGGAGAGGAAUGGUGGGGCACGAAUUGGGGUUCCUGGGGUCGCAGAGGAUGGAGAACAGCCAGGCUGGUCUUCACCAGCCAAAGCUGUCGCUGUCCUCCCAACCACUCACAACCACAAAGUGCCAGUCCUUAUCUCACCUACUCUGAAACACACUCCAGCUGAUGUGCAGCUCAUUGGCACAGACUCUCAGGGGAAUAAAUUCAAGCUCUUAUCUGAGCAUCAGGUCACAUCCUCUGGAGAUAAAGACCGGCCCCGACGGGUAAAACCAAAGUGUGCCCCACCCCCGCCACCAGUGAUGAGACUACUGCAGCAUCCAUCUUCAUGCUCAGACCCCGAGGAAGAGCCGCCUGCAGGACAGUCCAAUUCAGAAACACAGGAGGGAGGAAAAAAGGCAGCUCCAGGGCCAGUGCCCAGUAGUGGGAAACCCGGGAGGCCACUGAUGCCCCCACCUCAAGUGCCUCUGCCCACAUCGUCCAUCUCGCCAGCCAAAAUGGCCAAUGGCACAGCAGGUACUAAAGUAGCUUUGAGAAAAACAAAACAGGCAGCUGAGAAAAUCUCAGCAGACAAAAUCAGCAAAGAGGCCCUGCUGGAAUGUGCUGACCUACUGUGCAGUGCAAUCACGGAACCUGUUCCCAAUAGCCAACUGGUAGACACUGGACACCAGCUGCUUGACUACUGCUCAGGCUACGUGGACUGCAUCCCUCAGACCCGCAACAAAUUUGCCUUCCGAGAAGCCGUGAGCAAACUGGAACUCAGCCUGCAGGAGCUGCAGGUGUCUUCAGCAGCUGCUGGUGUGCCUGGGGCAAACCCUGUCCUUAAUAACUUAUUGUCAUGUGUACAGGAAAUCAGUGAUGUGGUGCAGAGGUAGCUACUGUCAGCCUAGUGGGAAGAUGCACACAUUUCUGAGGGGUGAGGGAAAGGGACUUGUUUUCCUGUGUUCUUGUUUUCACAAUAUGAAAGGCUGAUAACUUGAGUGUGUUUAUGUGAAGUACCUCAGAUCCCUGAGUUCUCACGUUUACAGGUUCAUCUCAAAAUAGCAAGAAGCAGACCACAUAAGUGUAGGAGAGGUAAAUUCAGUGGGGCAAGGCAAUGAUGGACAAGUUGGAAAUUACACUGGAAAGUGAGGGAACAUGACGUAAGGUUGUAAAGAAAGAAACACAGCCCAUCCCUACCUGGAAUGAUAGGGGGUGCUAGACUGGGCCAUUCUCAGUCAUUCUGCAUCACAGACAAAGGCUUUGGCCUGUAGGUUCUGAGGGUGAUUAUGCUUAAACUCACAAAUUUUGGAAACAAGAAAGCUAAGAGGGAAAUGUACCAGGAGGUGUUUUACUCAAGUCUGUUGGAAGUGGUGGUUGGCCAUGCUUCCACAGGUCAUUGCUGCUGUAGUAAGAACUGCAAAUGGAAUUGCUAGAAUACUAAACUGGGAAAUGUACCCCUUUCUGUCUCUCUUGUGCUAGUUCCUAUUGGUGUAUUAUUGCAAGAAGUAAAGAAUGUUGGGAAAUUUAGUCAGAUGGAUAACCUCCUGCAAAAUUUAAUCUUACGUUAAUUAGCAAUCAGUUCUCUCAGUCUGCAGUACGUUGUUUCCUAAUGGACCAGGCUCACCUUGCUGCUUGUUGGUGGCUGGCUGUAAGCUAUAGGCAUAGGGGUCAUCUUAGUGCUUCUCAGACCCUUGCUGGACAGGCUGUCUUCCUUUCUUCCUGGCAGCGUUUAGGGCAUUAACCAACAUUGAUAUUGAAAACAGUGGUCACUUCAGGUUCUCAGAGGAAGUCUUCUGAUUCAUUGUCCCUGCAUGCUGACAUUAGCCAAGGACUCGGGCAGCUAUUUAUCUUUGCAAACUAAAAUACCAAGGAGAUGGUCCUUUGAAACUAUAUGGCUAUGCUCAGAGGCCUGAAACUGAAGGGAAGCCUGCCUGAUAGAAAUGGCUGUUUGUAUGUUUAAUGUAUGUCAGUCUGAGUGGACAGUAGGGAAAGGCAUUCUCUCUCUGUGGGAUUGAAUUACUUCCACACUGUUCUUAGUUUUUUGUUUUUUCUUUUCUUCUUUUUCUGCUCACUGUCCCCAUUCCCAUCAUGGUGGUUGUCUGCAUAGUUCAUGUUGAGAGUAUAUUUUAUUUAUAUUGUCAUUUCAAGUCUAUUUUAAUAAAAGGAGCAGGUCAUUUUCAGGGAGCACCAGUUAGAUCUUAGAAACAUAAAGAAUUAACCUUCAGAUACAUUUUUCCCCUUAAAAAACAGGCUUUUCCCUUUCCUACUCCGUUACGAUCAUUGAAGCUAAUUAGGGCAGAUGGAAACUGAAUCUGAUGGGUUAGAUUUUAUUAAUGUUAUUGGUAUCAGGUCUAGUUCCAGUUAUAUUUUGUUCAUCUUUUUAAAAAAGAGCUUUAUGAAUACUCUCCUACACUCUUGAAAGAAAACCCAAUACAAAAUAUUUUAUCUUAUUCUCCCAAAUGCUUACCCAUGUAGGAAGAUAGGAAUUCAACAGUGAGCAAGGAGUUUUCUUCCUGGCUCUCAUCCAACCACUGUCAAGCCACCGCUCCCAUCUCUCAAUCUAUUAAUUGAAAGUAAUACCAUGUUCUCAAGGGUGUUUUGCAAAUAAGCGUACAGCUUUCCCUUUGAGAUCCUCUCUAGAAAGCUCCUUUAGCACAGUGUUGGGUUGUUUUUCAUUCUCUUCUAUGCCAAAUAGCAAAAACCAAUCAAUUCAGAACUGCCAAGCUUAUAUUAAUUGGCCUGGAAUGCUACGGUGGGGGAAACUGUUCAGGGUAGAGAUUGACAUUUUUGACCAGGAAGAACUUUAGUUUUCUUUGAAAAGAAAGGAAAUCUGAGUCAUUCCUGUACUCCAGGAGGAGAUAGUCCUGGUGAUCUCUGGGAGUGCCCCAGCAGUGUGUAGGGGUCAGAGUCACUUCCCUGUAGCAGCUGGAAGAGAAUUUGAAUUUAAACACCAACUAUUCUCCUCCCAGCUUCUUCCUUACAUGAUUCCCCGUUCUCAUAUGUGCCCAUACACUUACUUUAGCAGUUAGCCUUCUGAAGAUGGGAAGGAGGAAGUUAAACUUUAAGACUUUUAUGCUGCUUUGAAAUUUAUACCUGUCAUGGGAUGCAAGCUAGAGGAUCAUCACUAUUACCAAGCGUUUGUUUGUGUUAAACAAGUGCUCUGAGAAUAACUGCUGGAGAAACACUGCUGAGUGUAUUUCAGCUCCCUGGCUUUCUCACAGUCUGAAGGAUUAGGGUUGGGGCUGUGUCUUACUCAGGGCAGCACCUAGGUCUGUCUUGCUUACAGUGGGUGCUCACUAAAUCCAUAAACUGAAUUGAAUUCUUCUCAACACUGUCACGAGUAGCAUUAAAUGUUUUAGCACACUCCAUCCACAUAAUGCUUGAACUAUGUCACUUUCAGGGAUUGAGGCCUCAGGGUUCAGGUUAAAGAGGCACUGUCAACUUGUUGUAAAGUAUAGAGUAUCAUUUUUCUUCUUACAAAUGACCAGCUUAAAAGGACAAGAAAAGAAAAGCUUAAGUAAAUUAAAAGGCUUGAAUCCAGAACAGAGAAAUCUGCUUCUGGAAAUUGAAAAUGUAGUUUAAUUUUAUGUAGCCUAAAAGCAAAGCAGAUACAAGAGAAGGCCCUUACAAGGUGUCUCCAGUUUCUAAAAUUGUUUUAUAAAUGCAUAUCUUUGGGUUACACAGCCUAAUUCCUUUCCUGUACAGGUAAUGGGCUUUCACUUUAGAUUUCCUACCUUCAAAUGCAGUGUUUUGUGUUGAAUAUAACCUUAUUGUACUUAACAGGAAAUACUCUCUUGAAACGGUUUGUGUAAAAUUUAAAUUGCACAUUUUUAUGUGGACUCCAUCAUGUUUUCAGAUGUGUAUGUAUAUAUACAUAUAUAUAUCCUUUAAAAAGGCCCUCUCUUAAAAGAUGUGUUUUGCACAUGUUCUUUCAGUGAAUUGAACUUGGUACUGAGCUAUGAGCUUUGUUAUGCAAGAAAUUGAUUCAGUGUUUUUCAAGUAUGUAUGACCUCUAUGUAGAGAUCAUUAUAGUAGAGACCUGUUCCCAGCUACAUUAAGUUUUAAUUAGAUAUUUUCUUAUAAUUCAGUUGAAUGUUGGCUGGUAAAUUAUUUCCCAGUAAAUAAAACAUACUGACUUUGUUAAAUAACAGCCCAUAUUUAUUUAACUAAAGACAGAGCUAUUGAGCUUAAAGUAUGCAGCAGUGUAGAUAGUGGUUUGGAGUUCAAGCCCUAAAGUCAAUCUAGAAGGCAAGUCAUUUGACCUUGUAAGCCUCAGUUUCCUCAUUGCAAAACAGGGAUGAUGAUAAUAAAACUACCUCAGGGUUGUUGUAAAGAUUAAAUGAAAUACUGUUUAUAAGAUACAUAGCUUAGCUGCCCAGUGCACAGUGAGCACUCCUGCAUGCUCAUUUACUCCUAAUCCAGGAAGGCACAACAAUCCCCUAGGGGCUUUUAAAGAAAAACUGAUAAAUUAACCCUAUUUAAUUCCAAGUAGGGUGAUGUCUCAGCCAAUGUGUUUCCUAAGGAUAUCUCCAGGUUUCAGAUACUCAGUACUGUCUAGAAGCUGUCAAAACUUUCUUCUCUAUAGAUGAAGAAACCAGAGGAAGAUGGUUAAGUAACUUGUCCAUUAGCUCAGUUAGUGGCAGAGCAGAGCUGAGAAUUUGAGAGACCUGAUGUUAUGGGAACUUUCCACCAUGCUUUCUCCCUUGUGAGAUGCUACCAAAAAAAAAAAAAAGGCUUGGAUGUAGACAAUCAGUCCAUGAACUGCACACUUCUAAAGCACAUGCUCCCUGCAUACCCUGGCUGGAGGGGCUUUGAAUGCUGGGUGAUGGCCAUGCUAGCCAAACAAGCAUUCUCUCAGUUACGAUAAAGAGUACAUAGGGUCAUUCUACAUUUGACUUCAACACAAAUCUGCACUUUGUGGUUAAAGAAUGCCAGCCUGUUUUGUUUUUGUUUUUUGGUGUUUUUUUU